AUGAUCCGGCCAUCAAGCAUCAAUCGGGCAUGCGAGGAGUGCAAGCGGAAGAAGACGAGAUGCGACGGACAUCGACCAGCCUGCGGUCUCUGUUCUCGGGCGGGGUUCACCUGUGCUUAUCCGCGCCGAAAGCCUCGUGAACAAGGAAGCCAGCGCAAGACGCAAAACGCUCGUGAAGCGCUGCCUUCCAACCGAAGUGGGGAGGUGGCUGAUCUCAACCAGCGACGUAGAGACCCAAGUAGGGCAGAAUGCGCUCAGCUCACGCCCAACAGAGCGGACUCCGAUACUGGAGACGACGACAACGAGGAUACCAUAAUGUACCGGAUAUUUGGACGGUCCACGACGUUUCUGCCUUUGACCCUUCUAUGCUGGAACAUUCCCGUGCCCAUCUUGCCCGACGACGCCGCCUCGGAUCUGGUCUUGACGCCCGCAGACACUGGGCAGUCCCCCGCGUUGCGGAUCGGGGAUGCAGCGGGCAAAGGCAGUCAAACCUCCGUGAUAACCCAGCAUAAUGCCAUCGAGUCCCGAUCGAGGCGAUAUGUCCUCGAUGUCCCGCCAGAACUGGUCGUCUUUCUCACCAAUCUUUACUUUCAAAGAGUUCAAGCCUUCUUACCGCUGUUCCAUCGACCGACAUUCUACCAGAACUACGUCGAUGACGAACUUGGUACCAAGUCCGAGAACCUGUCCGAGGACUUGGCCAUCAUCCUCUAUGCCAUGAUGGCGCUAUCCGCUCGAUACCAUCCAUGCCCCUAUUAUGGCGAUGCACCAAGUAAGGACCGCGGAGUCCGGUUCGCCGAGAGAGCUCAGGCCAUUUAUGACGAGCGCAGCAACGCCAACCGCCAGGAACCUAAGUCGCUGCGAUGGCUACAAGGAUGCAUUCUCUUGAGUUUCUACAACCAAGCUUGCAAGCCCAAAGGGGGCGGCGACUCCGAAAUCCAGUAUUGUGUGCGAUAUGCGUACCAGCUGGGGCUACAUAAGCUGGACAAACCUCAACCAAACCAGCCGCAAUUGGCCGAGACCGAUGCCGAGCAGUGGAUACGACAAGAAGAACAACGGUGCACGUGGUGGUCAAUCUGGGAGCUUGACUGUUUUAAUGCAGUCACGGAUCGUUGUCCGCUGCGUAUCGGCCGCAAGAACAUGCAUGUCUUCCUCCCAGUAUCCGACACUGCUUGGUUUAAUGGCAGCCCUAUGGACUCUUCGCUCUUCAGCGCCGAUGUCAUGCUCACAUGGAAAUGCCUUCGUGACAGCCCCAACCGGGACGAGUAUGCGUGGUUUCUGAUUGGCAACUACAUUUUGAUCAAGGCUCAUGAGCUCGGACAACAGAGGACUUCAUCUUGGGAAAGCAUUGAUAUCCUGGAAAUGGUACUAUCCUCGUUUGCGCUUCUGUUCUACGAAGUCUUCUCGGGCUCUACGGGACGCUUGGCGUUUAGCGAAUCGACGUAUGCUAGGAAUAAUUGGCUGAUAUUUACCCGACUGAGCAUACAGUCGGCUCGUACUAUUAUCGCCCUCCUCAGGGAGCACAUGUCUGCUGAUCCCAUCUUCACCGCCUCGAACCGCUUCCUGGACCACCGAGGCGCAGUUACAUGGCCUAAAAUGGGACCCGUCAACGUCAUGGCGGAUCCUUAUCGGCCCAUUAUGCAUGAGGUCUCGCACUUGUUCCAGAACUGGGCCCAGUGUCCCGAAUAUAUCACCUACGCACCCCCAGCCAUGGUCGGCGUCGUGGUGGGCGUUAAAUGGAUGAAUUUCCGUCUCACUCAUCAUUUAGGCAACAGACCUGCGUCGGGAAGCGAUGAGUUUCAGCCGACGAUCCAGGAGGACCUGCUGGUCCUCGUGCUGAGCCAUAUGGCCCGGUACUGGAGUCUCGGAAGUCUUCUAUUAACAUUUGCAGGUACAUCACGAGACAAGUAUACUACGUGGAGGAGGAAGAACACAGCCUCCGGAUGAAGACAUCGGCUUUCGUAAGCGAGCCUAAUGCUCGCUACCUGACUCAUUGUUCAUGAAAUUCUGGCUUUCAAAUCUUUCAGAAGGAGGAAUGUUGCUAGCUAGUAGAAGCGAAC
Molecule: messenger RNA, 2057 nt
Organism: Ilyonectria robusta
Lineage: Eukaryota; Fungi; Ascomycota; Sordariomycetes; Hypocreales; Nectriaceae
Product: fungal-specific transcription factor domain-containing protein
Exons: 6
Coding region: 1-1944 (647 amino acids)
Biological process (GO): DNA-templated transcription; regulation of DNA-templated transcription
Cellular component (GO): nucleus
Molecular function (GO): DNA-binding transcription factor activity, RNA polymerase II-specific; DNA binding; zinc ion binding
Source: RefSeq, a predicted model, not a curated record